AUGUCUGAUUCAGUUAACCUCAAUCGAUUCAAUCAGCUUAUUGAAAAGUUGUCUAGUGAGUUUAAAAAAAGUGCAAGGUAUUACGAUAUCAAUUGUAUGCGUAGUAGACCUUCAUAUGUGGAUUGGUAUCAUAAUCUAGCUGAAAAACAUUAUGGUGCAGCUAGUGCUUGUAACGAGUAUUUAAUAAACAAAAAUUUGUUCAAUCUAUUGGAAAAGUUGACGAGCUUAGGAUUUGACGAGCAAAUAGCAGAUUUGAAGGAUGAUAUUGCAGAUAGAGAGUCAAGAAAAGCAGUAAGGGUUAAAUUCCAAGCCCUCAAGUUAGCUUCUUCGACCGCACAAUUAGAAUUGGAGAAAGCGUAUAGACCCAUUACACAACCACUUAAAGAAUUUAUUACAAAUAUUGGGAAAGCCGAACCAAUAACAUUUAAAGAGGAAGAAGAGUUUAAUCCAAAAGAGGAGUUUUCAACCCCAAAAUCUUCCUAUAAAACUUCAACUCCAACUAGAGAAAAAACUCGAAAAAGUGGAAAGACUCCUAUUCUACCUUUUGAACAACCGUCAUUUUUUGAUAUGUCCAUAAAUCGAUUACCUUCAGUGAGGGAGGUGGCUUCAAUAAGAGAGAUGCCUUCACUAAGAGAGAUGCCUCCAAUAAGAGAAGAAGUGACAUUCGAAAGCUCACCCCAAUCAUCGACUGAAACAAUUGGAAAUUUAUCUGACAUUUUGGAACAAAAAAAGCAGUCAAUACAAACCUAUGUUGGACAUCCAGUCUAUCUGGACUGGUUGAGUGAUUUUGACGAGUUACCCAGAACGUAUAUUGACAAUAGUGUAAAAGAUACAGAACAUAAAUUUGAUCACAAUUAUGGCACCCCAGGGCUGUAUGAAUUAUUAUUCAAAAAAGAACCUGUGGGCUAUAAAAAAGCCGAUUUGGAUAAUUACAUGGAUAUAUUAACUCGAACUAAUGCGUACCGCAGAAAUAAUAAUCCCAAUGAACAAGUACAAGGAAACAGUUCAGUAAAAUACGUUACUAUUAUCGGAACAUAUUUAUAUAAAAAAGGAAUCACAAAAUCUAAAACAAUCAUUUCCAGACCGGUAUUUGAAAAACCUGUAGCACCUUCUAGAGCGGCUAAAAAAACGGGGGUCGCUCGAAUUGGAAAAGGUCUUAUUUUGAAACGUAAUAAAAAAAGUACAGAUUAUGUAUAUUGGGAUAAUGUUAAUGAGCUAGUAAAUCCACUUCGAAUUCUAUUAGCUUCCAAGACUGCAGGUCAUAAUGGACAUCGAAAUGAAAUAAUAUCUAUUAUAGAAGAGUUGAAAGAAGCUAAAGUUAUACUAUAA
Ceutorhynchus assimilis (cabbage seed weevil) is the source of this 1329-nucleotide messenger RNA. NCBI's taxonomy places the organism in Eukaryota, Metazoa, Arthropoda, Insecta, Coleoptera, Curculionidae. The record is from the annotation of a GenBank genome assembly.